AUGCCUUCCUUCAUCAAGACUGUUGCCGCCAUUGCUGUGCUGGCCACUGCCGUGACCGCUCAGUCCGACACCACGCCUGUUACAGGCAAGCUGGGCAACGCCACUGUCCAGAAGAACAACCCUGCCGGUGUUGCCUACAUCGCGAGCCUCAGCCCCACCAGCAAGAGCAACAUCUCGGGCAAUGUGCUCGCUCUCACCAGCUCCGACAUGGUCGGUGUUAACUUCCAGAUCGCACUGACCGGUCUGCCCUCCGAGGGUGGUCCUUUCUGUAUGUUGCAGAUUCCGCGCCAACGUAUAUGCCUAUUGCUAAUCGAGGAUCCCAGUGUACCACAUCCACGACUACCCCGUCCCUUCCGAUGGCAACUGCACUAG
Messenger RNA from Aureobasidium vineae, 372 nucleotides. The record is from the annotation of a GenBank genome assembly. NCBI's taxonomy places the organism in Eukaryota, Fungi, Ascomycota, Dothideomycetes, Dothideales, Saccotheciaceae.